This is a messenger RNA of Dothidotthia symphoricarpi CBS 119687, 321 nucleotides long. RefSeq lists its product as uncharacterized. Bases 1 to 321 code for a protein of 106 amino acids. NCBI's taxonomy places the organism in Eukaryota, Fungi, Ascomycota, Dothideomycetes, Pleosporales, Dothidotthiaceae. The transcript has a single exon. The record is from RefSeq and is a predicted model, not a curated record.
AUGCCCGAAACCACCAGCCCAGCCUCCCCUUCCCUCCCAAACCAAGACACGCAAGAACAGACACAAGAACAGACACCACAAGACAACAACACCCCGACCACCAGCAGCCACCACGACACCGCUCCCAGCGACCCAAGCGAAGAAAUCACCGCCCUAAGAGAGCAGAUCAGCGCCCUAGAGGCACAGCUCCAGCGCUGCGAAGACGAUAUCGCGUGGUUCGAGGAGCGCGAGUCGGCAUUCAAUGCGUAUAUUGAGGGAUUGGAGGCGGAGCUUCGGGAGCGCGAGGAGGCGCUUGAUGCGGUUGGGCUUCUUGAUUUCUGA